Plasmodium relictum is the source of this 10272-nucleotide messenger RNA. RefSeq names its product conserved Plasmodium protein, unknown function. Lineage: Eukaryota; Apicomplexa; Aconoidasida; Haemosporida; Plasmodiidae. Gene Ontology annotation, biological process: regulation of mitotic cell cycle; mitotic spindle organization. The transcript has 3 exons. The record is from RefSeq and is a predicted model, not a curated record. Bases 1 to 10272 code for a protein of 3423 amino acids. Gene Ontology annotation, cellular component: mitotic spindle.
AUGGAGAACAAUUUUGAUAUAUUAUUUCCUGACAAUAAGGAUAUAAAAAACAUAAAACAAUACUGUGAACAAGGUGAUUUAAAAUUUGAGAAUGAUGAAUUAAAAAGAGAAAGAGAAAAAAUAAGAAGUAAUAAAGCAUUUAUUAAUUGUGUUAAGAAUAUAUGGACAAAUAUUUUAAAUAAAAAAUUAGAUGAUAAGUUUACGAAAGUUGAAUAUUUUAAAAUUAUGUUAAGAAUAUGUAAAGUUUUGAUACCUCAAUUUGAAAUAAAGGAAAUUGUAAAAAUAGUUAAUGAUGAGUGGAAUAAUGAUUCUAAAGGAAAAAAAUUUUUAGAUUUUCAAUCUUUUUUUAAUGCUUUUUUUGAAUUGUCAGAUAUUUGGACACCAACUAUAAAUGCAGAAGAUUAUGCUCACUUUUUAAAAUCAUUAUUUUAUAGGAUUACAUAUAUUGAAAUAAAAAAAAACAAUGGAGAAGUUAUCAAAAAGAAACCCAUGAUAAUGAUACAUUUUAGAAGAAAAGAAGAAGAGAAAAGAUUAUCAUUGUAUAAUUUAUCAAGUAAUAAAAAAAAUGAAAAAUCAAAACAAAACGACUUAUUAAAAAAUAUUAAAUCACUAAAAAAAAUGUCUGGAGAAAUAGAAGAAUUUAAAAAACAAUUUACAAAAAGAUUAAGUGAAAAUUAUCAACUUCAGGAAUCCUUCUUAUAUAAUGCUGAUGAGGAAGAAGACAUUAUAGAUGAAAACUUAUUUGAAAAUUUAUUAAAUAAUAGGAAUAACGAUUCUUAUUUACAUAGAAAUAUUAUACUAAUGGACGUGAAUGAUAUUAAUCCUUUAGAAUAUAUUGAUAGUGAUGAAGAAAAUAACAACUCAUUAGAAAAACAGCAAAAUAAAUAUAUUACCCCAAAUAUAAGCUCAAAUAAUGCAACAAUUAAAUAUGAAAAAUCAAAGUUUGAUCAUGAAAAAAUAAAUAAUAAAGUUAAACUUAAAGAAAAUAAAGAAAAUGAAAAUACUAAAAAAAAUAACAGGAGUAAAAUAUAUGAAAACGAUAUAAAAUAUUCCUUUAAAAAAAAUAAUCUCAAUUUAUGUAAUAAUUUUAUUUCCAAUAGAAAUUCAUAUACUUCAAUGAAUUUAUUAAAUGAAAAUGAAGUCGAACAAGAUGUUGAAAAAAAAAGGAGGAAAACAGAUAGUUCUAUACUAAGUGAUUUAUAUAAAAUGAAAAUAGGAGAAAAUAAAAUUGAAUCAAGUAAGAAUAAUGAAAUGGAAAAAAAGGAAAGAUUACAAUUAGAAAAUUCUUUUCUUAUUGAUGGAAUAAAUUUCUCUGAAUUCACAAAAGAAUGUAAAAUAAUUGAUGCUGAUAAAUUAAAUGAAGAAAUUAAGACAGAGGAAAAUGAACUACCUAGUGAUAUUUUGGUAUCAGAAAAAAAACAUUUUUUAGAAUUAGAUACAUGCAUAGAUUUUGAUGAAAAAAUAUAUAAAAAUGAGAAAAAAAAAUUACUAGACAAAGAUGAAGAAAAAAAAAAUGAGAAUAAGGAUGAAAAAGUUGAAGAAAUCAAUAAAGAAGGUAAAAAAAUGUCAAAAGAAGGAAAAUUAAAUACUAAUAAAGAACAGGAAAAUAUCUCAGAAAAUGUAAAAUCCCAAAAAAAAAAAAAAAAGAAAGGAAUCACUUCAAAUAAAAUAAAUGAUGAUUUAGAUAAAAUAAAAGAAAAAUUAGAUUUAAACAAUGAUAAACAAUCAAUGGAAGAGUUCAAAGAAAGUUUUAAAAAAUUGGAUAAAGACAAGAAAAAAAAAAAUAAUGUGAAAAAUAUAUAUGAUUCUGAUGAUGAAUAUGUAGAUGUCUUAAAAGAUAAUUUAAAAGAUAAAAACAUAUACUUAAGAGAUGAAACUGAUAUAAAUAAUGAUAUUAAAAAAAAAAAAAAAUUGGAUAAGCAUGAUAAAAAAAAAUUAAGUGGUAUAUUUUAUGAUACAAGAAACGAAAAAGAUACAUGCAAAGCAAAAAAUUAUUUAGAAAAUGAAAAAAGGACUUUAGAGGAGUUAAAGCAAAAAGAAAAGGGAAGAUACAAGGAAUUAAAAAAAAAAAUGCAUUCUAUAAACGAUGAUGAGUUAAUAAAUGAUAAUAAAGAACUUUUAGAUAGCCAGAAUAAUAUCAUAGAUAGUUUAAAUAGCCAUAAGGGAAAAAAAGAGAAAACUAGCGAUUAUAUUAGUGACUCCUUUAAAAUAAAGAAGUUAUCAUUUGAAGAAUUAGACAACGAAAUGAAUAAAAAUUAUACGGAAGAAAUAAACAAAGAUACGAACAAAAUAUUAAGUAAUGAACUGAAUACAAAAUUACAAAAUGAAAUAAAUGAAGAAAUUUAUGAUAAUACAAGCAAUAAAACACUAAUAGAAACUGAAGAAGAAAAAGAAAUAAGAGAACAAAGAAGCUUAUUAACUACUGUAAAAAAAGAAAUUUCUGAUAAAUUGGAAUCAUAUGAUCAAAAUUUUGAUAUUUUUAUAAAAAAAAUUAAAAGGGUAAGUAUUUUAAAAGAUGUUGAAAGCGAAAAUAUUUCAAAUGAUGAAUAUUCACAACGAAAUAAUUUAAUAAUUGAUCUAGGAAGUAAAAUUAAUGAAUUGGAAAUAGAUAAUUUAAAUACAAAAAGUGUUUUAAUUGAAAAUUUAGAAAUAAAAAAAAAUAAAAAUGAAAACUUAUUUAAUGGCAUGAGUAAAACAUUUUAUGAAAUGAAUAAAAUAUUAAAUGAUACAAUUAUCAAAAAUGAAAUGAAACAUUUAGAAAAAGAAAAUCAAAAAAGAUCAUCUCUUGAAGUAGAUAAAAAACUAAAACUAGGAAAUGAAUAUGAAAAUGAAGAAAAAAAGAAAUUAUAUGAUGAGAAUGAAAUAAUCUACAUGUUAUAUAAUGAAAAUGAAGAAAAAGAUAUUCCUUUUAGAGAAAAUGAAGCAAUAAAUAAGUUAUAUGAUGAAAGUGAAGUAAAGGAUAAGUUAUAUAAUGAGAGUGAAGAUAAAGUAUAUAAUGAAAAUAAAGUAAAGGAUAAGUUAUAUAAUGAAAGUGAAGAUAAAGUAUAUAAUGAAAAUAAAGCAAAUGAUAAGUUAUAUAAUGAAAGUAAAGGUAAAGUAUAUAAUGAAAAUGAAGUAAAGGAUAAGUUAUAUAAUGAGAAUGAAGAUAAAGUAUAUAAUGAAAAUAAAGCAAAUAAUAAGUUAUAUAAUGAGAGUGAAAUAAAAGAUAAGUUAUCUAAUGAAGGUGAAGUAGGAGAUAAGUUAUUUAAUGAAAGUAAAAUAAUAGAUAAAUUGUACGAUGAAAAUAAAAUGAAGGAUGAGUUAUAUAAUAAAAAUGAUGUAAAAGAUAAGUUACAUAAUGAAAAUGAAGCAAAUGAUAAGUUAUACAUUGAUAAUGAGACGAAAGGUAAGUUACAUGAUAAUAAUCAAAUAAGAAGUAAUUUAUGUAAUGAAAAUAAGACUGAUAUGUUAAAUCAGCAUAAUAAAACAAAAGAUAAAUCACGUGAUGAUAACGAAAUAAAAAAUGUAUUAUAUAAUGAGGGUGAAAUAAAAAGAAAACUCCAAGAUAAAUCUGAAAUAAAAUACAAAAAUAAAAUAUUUUAUGAGGAAAAGUUAAAAGAAAUUAAAAUGACUCAUGAAACAGGAACACCUAAGAAAAAAUUUAAAUUUCUACUUAUAGAAGAUGUAAAUAAAAUGAGAAACUUUAUAAAAAUAAAUAAAAAAAGGAAAAGAGAAAAUUUCAUAAUAAUAUCAAAUUCUCAUAAAAAUAUAUAUAAUUUAAUAAAAAAAUUAAAAGUUGAAUUUAUAGAACCAUCAAUAGUACUGAAUAGAAAUCUUAAAUUAGAAAAAGAAUUUUUAUCUCCAUUAGGAAAAUUAAUUAAUACUGAUUUAGAAAAUGGAAAGUACAUUGAUUUUAAAAAAAUAUUAGAUAUAACAUUAGAAUAUAUUAAUACAAUUAUCUCUAAAAAUAAUGGUUAUGUUUUAUAUUUAAAUGAACACUUUAUGGAAUACCUAGAAUACUUUCUUUCUAAAUUAAAAAAAUUGUCUUCUCUAAACUAUAUUAAUUACAUUCAUUUUUUAAAUUUAAAUUUUUUAAAAAAUGUAAAAAAUAAUAAAGAAAUAAAUAUUAAUGAUUUUUUAUUAAAGGAUAAAAAUUUAAUUUUAGAGAAUCCAUUCAAAGAUGCUUUCCCAGUAUUUUGCAUAAUUCUAAAAAAUUAUAGAAACAUAAAUUUUAAUUAUGAGGGAUCAUAUUUUAUAAAGGAUAUUUAUGAAAAUGUAUUUAAUCAAUACAAAGAAAAAGUUUCUAAUCCAUUUGAAGUUGUGAAAACAAAAGGAAAUGAUGAGAAAGCAAAUAUUAAUAAUCAAAUAGAGAAAAGUGGAAAUCCAACUGAAGAUAUUAAAAUAGAAAGUAAUGAAAUCAAUGAAGAAGAAAAAAAAGGUAAUAAUAUAAAUGAAACUAAAAAUGAAAAUGAAAAUGAAAAAGAAGAAGAAAAAGAAGAGGAAGAGGAAGAAGAAGAGGAAGAGGAGGUUAAAGAGAAAGCUAAAGAGGAACAUAAAGAAAAAGAAGAGAAAGAGGGAGAGAAAAGAGAGGGAGUAAAAGAGCACCAAAAAAAAAAGAAGAAAAAUGAUGGAAAUGCAUGUGAAUCCCAAGACAAAGAGGAAAAUUCUUAUAUAGAUAAAAAGGAAGAUGUAGAUAAGGAUGAAACUACUGAUGAAGAUUCUUUAAGUAUAGAAAGUGCAGAAAAAUAUUACUUUGAUGAAGUAGAAAAUAAAGAAAAAGGAAGAGAAGAAUAUAAUGAAGAGGAGAAAGAAGAGGAAGAGGAAGAGGAAGAGGAAGAUGAAGAGGAAGAGGAAGAUGAAGAGGAAGAUGAAGAAGAAGAUGAAGAUGAAGAAGAAGAUGAAGAUGAAGAAGAAGAGGAAAGUAGUGAAGAGAUAUAUAAUGAAGAUGGAGAAAAAAGUGAAAAAAAAAAUAAGAAAAAUAUUCAUUUGUCGAAUAUAGAAGAAAGUGAAUAUGACAAAGUAAGAGAAGAUAGUCAAAAAAUUGAAAAGCAAGCUAACAUUUAUAGUAUAAAUGUCGAUAAUAUAAGUGAAAAAUAUUUUGAUUUAAUGAAUGAAGAGAUAAAUUACAUUUAUAAGUGUAUUAACCCUGAACAAUACUAUCAAAAUUAUUAUAAAGACUUAAAAAAUUACUACAACGAUAUAAAGUUUGAAAAGGAAAUUUCCUUGAUUCUUUCACAUUUUAAAAAAUUAUUAAAAGCAAAUAAUGGUGAUGAUAAAAUAGAAAGUGAACAAAUCUUUAAUGAAACAAUAAAGAUUAACGAAGAAGACAAAUUAAAUAAUAUGAACCAUGGAAAGGUAGAAGAUAUCAUAGAAGUAAAUAAGUCAAAUAAUGAAGAAAAAAACGAAAUAAAAGUUUUGAAUGAUGAUUUAAAAAAUUUAGAAAAAAUGGAAAAGCAAUUACUACAUAUAUUGGUGAAAGCUUUCAAUAUAAAAACAAUACAUAUAGAUGAAAUUGAAAAUAAUUCUAUCUACAAAGUUUUUUACGUUAAUAUGAUUAAAAACAAUUAUUCUUAUUAUUUAAAAAAUAACUAUUUCCCAUAUAAAUAUAAAAAAAAAAAUAAUAGUAAAAAUAAGGAUAAAUAUAAUUUCCUUAUAACAAAUUUAAAAAAAAAAGAAGAAUCAUCAAAAUUAAUUUUAAAUAAAGAAAAUGAUUCUAUUGUAAAAGAGGAAACUUUGGGAAAUAAAAAUAAGAAUAUAAAUAAUUAUUAUAGACACUGGAAUAAUUAUUAUAUAUAUUGUCCGGUUUCUUACAUAAAUGAAAAUAAAUUAAUAAAAGGAAAUAAAAGAUUUACAGUCAUUUAUAAAAAUAGAGUGUAUAUGUUAGAAACUUAUGAAAAGAUGAAUGAAUUUUUAAAAUAUCCGAAAUUUUAUUCUAGUAACAAAAUAAAAGAAUCGAUAAAUUUUUGUGUAGUAAUUUAUUUACCAAAUAACGAUAUAAAGAAAAAAAUUUUUAAUUUGUUUAAAUUUUAUGAUAAAUUAACACAUAUUGAUAUAGACGAAUAUUUUAAAUAUAUUUUUGAAAAAAUGGAUGAAGAAAAUGAAGAAAAUCUCAAUAUUCAUUUAUUUGAAGCUAAUCGUCUGCUUGAAGGCAAAAUGGUUUCUUCAUUAUUUAUAGUUAGAUAUAUAUGUAAGAAAAUGAAUAAAAUUCACAAUUUUAAUGUGUAUAUAAUGAAAGAAAUCAUAUUAUGCUUAAAUGAAUUCAAAAACAAUUUUGACAAUUUACUUAAAAAUAAUACAUCUGAUACCUCAAAAAAUAUACAAAGCUUUAGGGAAGAUAUUCAUGAGAAAAAAAAAGUAAAAAAAAAACAUUUCGAUCUUAUAAUAAAAAUAAAAUCUUUUUAUAAUCUAUUAAUGAUAGAAAGAAAUGAUGAAAAAGAGUCUAAUUUUAAAUAUAUAAUUAAUGAACUUUUUAACGCACAAAGUUUAGACAGUGUAAAUGAAUCAUUAAGUAAAUUAAUUAUUUUAAUUGAUGAAGUAUUCUACAUGGAAAAUGAAAAAUAUAAAAUUCAAAUUGAAAAUGAUAAUAUUAAAAAAAAGGAAAAUAAUUUAGAGAAAUUUAAAGAUGAUUAUAAGGAAAAAAAUAAGAUUUUAUAUAACGAAAAUGCUAUAUCUACAUAUUCAAAUAACAAUUUUAUUAUAAGUGGGUUACCAUUAAAUAAUAAAAUUUUUUUUUAUUUAAAAAAAAUGAAUGUUGAAAUUGAUAACAUUAUUGCAUUUAAUAUUAAUAAUAAAAAAAAAAAAGUUAUUAAGAGUUUCAAGUAUAAUAUAUCUCAGACUAUUGACAAUGCUUUGGAUAAUUUUAGUAAUUACAACUCUAUGUAUUUAUACAACAAAAAUUAUAAAAAAGAGAUAGAAAAACUAAAAAAAGAAAAUUACAACGUUCACUUUAUAAAUAUCAGUGAAAAUAUUUAUAGUUAUUUAAACGAAAUAAGAAAAAUCAUAAAUCCAUUUAUUCAUUCUUAUCUUAAUUAUAAUUCUGUAUUAGAUGAUAAUACAUUAAUUGAUGAGUUAAAUAAAGGCUAUACUAAUGUGUACUGUCCAUACAUUUUAAAAAAGUAUAAUUGGUUGUAUAAAUGUAAGAACAAUGUCAAAUUAAUAUAUGAUGAAAAAAUACAUUUUUUGUCAAAUGCUUAUAAUGCUUUUUUAUUUAAUCAGAAUAUUAGAUUUUAUUUACAUAAUUAUAAUAUUCCUCCAUUAAGGAUAUUAUUAUUAAGUGAUAAAAACUGUGAUUUCAAAGAUGAAAUUAAUAGUAUUAGAUAUAAAUUUUCUCUAAAAUAUAUAGAUAUAGAACUCGAAUUUAUAAAAAACUUUAAAUAUAUAUGUAUAUAUAUAAUUAAAUAUAUAUAUGCUUUUAAAAUAUGUAAAUAUAAUAGUGAAAAAGAAUAUUCAAGCAAUCAUUCAGUGGAUACUUUGGCUUUAUUUAACUUUCAAAAAACGAUUUACUUAAAUAAUGAAGAUGUAUUGUUUCUAGAAAAUAAUAUUAAUAAAGUUAAUAUAUCUAAAGAUAAUAAAAUUUUCGAGGAAGAAAAAAUAUAUGAUAUAAUAUUUACCUUAAUUAAACCAUCUAACUUAAUUUUAAACCUUGCUAAAAUUUUGACAGUACGAUUUAUAUUGCAUGAAAAUUUAGAGAAUUGUGUUAUUAAAUUUAAUUAUACAAAAAAUAGCAUUUUCAAAAUACUAGAUAAAAGUAAUCUAGAAAAAAUUUUAAAAAAACAAAGAGAUAUUUUACCCUGUAGCUCAAAUAGUAACAUAAUAAUUAUGUCAAAUGAAAAUUUUUCUGAAAAGGAAAAAAUAUAUAAACAAGAACAAGACCAGCUAAGUUCGAAAGUUUCAUUAAAUAUAAAAAAUGAAGUAGAAAAUAAAAAUGUAAAAAAAGGCAUAAUAAAUAAUUCUAACGAAAAAAACAAUAUUGAGAAAAGCUUCUCUAAUAAAAAUAAUGUUGACGAAAAUAAUUUUGACGAAGUACAAUAUAGUGAAGAUGAUUAUGAUAAAAACAGUUCUAAAGAUGAAGAUUCAUCAGAUAAUUCUGAUAACUAUUUUUGCUACAAUAAAGAUAUUAUGAAAGUAAAAAAUAUCCAAAAAAUAUUUUUAAAGAAAAAUGAAAAAAAAAUACUUUAUAGUAAAUAUAAAUUUUUAGAGGAAAAGCUAUUAAAUUCAUUUGAAAAAAUAUUAAAAUAUUCUUUUCGUGUACCAGAGCAUAUAAUUUAUUUAAGAUGCGAAGAACAAGAAUCAUGGGAAAAAUCAGAAUAUUAUAAAUUAAAAAAAAGUGUAAUUGAAGAAGAGAGUAAGAAGAAGAAAUAUAUAGAUGAAAUAAAGAGAGUUUCUAGAAAAAACAAAAAAGUUAUUGAUUAUUUAAAAAAUAAUACUAAUAUAUGGAACAUUAAUAUAGGGAAAAUGCACAUAAAAUCAGUGAAAACACUAAUAGAAAAUAGAUUAAAUGAAAUUCUACAAUAUAGAAAUAAUUUAUUUCAUCAAUUAAAUAUAAAAAGAAUUGAUAAAAUUUGGGCAACAUUUUUAAAAAAUAAUAAUUAUGCAAAAUUAUCAAAUUUUUAUUUUUAUUCUCCUGUUGACAUAGAUAAUAUUGUAGAUAUAGACACAAAUUUCAUAAUUUUAUAUAAUUCCUUUUUAUUUUAUUUUAGAACAGAAUAUGAAUUAAAUAAAUUUAUUAAGAACCCACUAUACUAUUUAACGCAACUGAAACCGGAUCCUUCUUUUGUUCUGCCUUUUAUAUUUAUUUACUCAAAUAUAGAACUAGAAAAUAUGUGUGUGGAAUUAAUGAAAAAUACAAAAUGCAUAAUAAUUAACAAACAAAAUUUAAUAUCAUUUGGUUAUCAAAUAAGUAAAUAUAAAAAAGAAAUUGAAAGCAAUAAUAUAAAUAACAACCAGUUAAUGGAAUUGUUGUAUAUAAGAAUGAAUCAAUAUGAUGUUUUAUCACAUGGGUGUAUCUUAUAUAACUUUCCUUAUAACAGAAGUCAGUUAGAUCUAAUUUUAAAAAAUAAGAACAUGCCACAUUUAAUUUUUAUAAUUAAAGAGAAAUUUAUCAAUAAAGAUGAAAAUUUGAAUGAUGUAAAUAAAUUAAUAGUGAAUAAAUAUAAUAACAGCAUAUCAAAAAGUGAAAAUAAUAUGGAUAAAAGUUUUUUAUCAGAGAAUAAUAAUGAUAAUGAAAUAGUUCAUAAUUUUUAUUCAUUUAUAGAUAAUAUAGAAAAAGAAUUUAAAAAAUAUAAUAAUAUUAUUUAUGUAGAAUACACAAAUAUAUGGAGAACGAAAUAUCAAAUAAUUAAAAAUAUAGAAGAACAAAUAAAAAACUAUCAAAGAUAUAACAGAUAUAAAUAUAAUAACAAGACAGCAUACUUUAAAGGAUUUAAUAUGUAUGAAAAAAGAAAUUAUGAGAAUGAAAUAAAAUUUAAUAAUUAUUGCAUAGUUACGUAUAAAAAUAAAAAUGUUCUACUGAAAUGCAACAUAUUUAAUAAUUAUACUAUAUAUCACAAUGAUUCCUUUUAUUUAGUUAAUAGCUAUGAUGAUGUUUUAAAAUUUAAAAAAAAUCCUGAAGCAUACAUAAACUUAGAAUUACCAUUUGAAAAAUUAGAGAAAAUGAAUGAAAUAAAUGAAAAUAUGAAAAUGGAAAAUGAUGGUUUUUGUUUGGUUAGCUUAGUUGAUGAACAAAAUUUUGUUAAAGGAGAUAACAAAUAUUGCAUCAAAUAUGAAAAUAAAUUUUAUUUGUUUCAAAAUGAUGAAAAAAUGCAAAAAUUUAUUAAUAAUUAUAAUAAUUAUUUAAAUAGUCAAAAUAUUUUUGAUAUAAUUAUUGAAAAAAUGAAAAAUAAAAAUGAUGUCAAUACGUUAAUUUAUUUAAAAACAUAUUUGUAUGAAAUUUUAUGUCAAGCUUUAUAUGAGUUAGGAAAGCAUAGGCCACUUUACCCUGGUUUAAGUGUAAAAUUAAGUGCAAUAAAAUUUUUGGCCUUAUUUUUUUACAAAGAAAAUAAAUUAUUUUCAAUUCCUCUUAGAAAAAAAUAUCAAAGUACUUUUCAAGCUUUUUUGACUAAUUGUGAAAUACCGAUGAAUAUACAAAAACUAAAAGAAAAAUUUGAAAAAGUUAAUGUAAACAAAAAUCAAAGCAUAAAAAAGCCUACUAAUAAUUGGACAAAAAGGGAUAUUGAAAAAUAUGAAAAUUAUAUAAAUUUAUAUGAUAAAAUAAUUUAUUCUCAAAAUAAAAUAAAUAAUAAUAAAGCUCCUUAA